AUGUCCGAGUCUUUGACCAUCAAUCAAUUCCUUGAGCCACUGCGAGAUGAAGAUGCAAAUGAGCUACGACACACACUUGCAGACUCGGCUCGACCUAUCUCUAUUAAUGACCGUUAUCAAGUGCUUGGACAGCCCGAAGAAUGGCAUUCUUUCACCUCUCGGAGUAUCCUCUAUGCCCGUGCUCUUCAGAGUUUACUAGGGAAGCGAAUUAGUCCCAGUGGCAGCCAUGGAUACCAGAUGCUUUCCGGAAUGCCGGAAACUCUGUACAUCGAUACUUUAAUUACCCGAGUUAAUGUCGCUCUUCAGCAUGCUAUCCCGUCUGGCGAUCGCUCUGCUACCAUCAUCGUGUGCCCUGGUGCUUUUGAUAGCCACCUGCCUGAUGAAAAGGGCGGUAAUUCGACUAUUUUACCCGACUUGGUUGUCUUGGAGGGUGAAUAUAAACCACAGGACAGAUAUUUCGAUACCUUGGAUGAACUUGCUUCCAAUCACAAGGUGCUUGCAGUUGGUGAUGUAAAAUUAGCGGAUAGAAAUGGCGAAGACACUGUUAGAGGUGCGCAUUCGUGCCAUCGGAGCUAUCUGGCUCAGGUACAGCACUAUGCAGUCAUGACCAACACACGUUUUGGCUUUGUUCUUACAAACAAAGAGCUGGUUCUGGCCCAAUUUCUACGUAGUGAUGAAGCUUUACGACGAGGUCAUGACCAACGGGGGCUAAGGUCCACAACUACCUAUCCACUUGAAGAAGGCCUUCGAUCUGACUUUAAGACCUCUGAUAUGGGGAGAUCGGAUAAGUCGACCAUGGCUGGACCACAGACUUCAAUUCCAUCGCGUCCAAAGAGGAGACAUGCGAGUAGUGACAGUCAAAGCUCCCCAUCUCGUUUCUGA
Messenger RNA from Penicillium malachiteum, 882 nucleotides. RefSeq lists its product as uncharacterized. Bases 1 to 882 code for a protein of 293 amino acids. The record is from RefSeq and is a predicted model, not a curated record. Lineage: Eukaryota; Fungi; Ascomycota; Eurotiomycetes; Eurotiales; Aspergillaceae. The transcript has 2 exons.